AUGCGACGAUCGUUAUGGGCUCUAGCGGCCUUGCCGCUAGUUGCUCGAGCUGACGAUAUACUGCGCACGAAUGGUUAUAGCACAUGUUUUGACAGCUCCGAUAUCAAGGUCGAGAAGUUAAACAUCGAGUAUAACCGAGUCACCGGAACUGUGGACUUCGAUGUUGCUGGAACAAGUGCUAAAGAGCAGAACGUGACGGCCGCCUUGACCGUCACGGCAUACGGAGUAGAAGUAUACAAGAAAGACUUCAACCCGUGCGAGAAAGAGAACUAUGUCAAGCAACUAUGCCCAAUUCCAUCCGGCACAUUCACAGCAUCUGGCACCCAGAAUAUUCCUUCUGAAUAUGCCGAUCAGAUUCCAUCAAUAGCAUUCUCCAUACCAAACCUGGAUGGCAAGGCGAAGCUGGAGCUGAAGACAAUGGAAGGCGGACAGGAUCUGGCAUGCAUCCAGUCAACGGUUGGCAAUGGCAAAUCGUUGGACGUACCAGCGGUCCCAUACGUUGCUGCCGGCAUCGCUGGAGCUGCACUCCUUCUCUCGGGUGCCAGCGCCCUUGCAGGUGGCUCAGGUGCUGGUAGUGGAGCACCCAGCCCAACUUUCUUUGAAACUGUCGGUUGGUUCCAGUCGAUGGCCAUGAACGGCAUGCUCUCGGUCCAAUAUCCAGGCGUCUACCGAAGCUUCUCGAAGAAUUUCGGGUUCAGCACCGGUCUGGUGACCUGGGACGGGCUCCAAAGCACGAUCGACAACUUCCGCGGGAGGACGGGCGGAAACUUGACCGAGAACUCGAUCGCGUUUCUGAGGAAUGUCACGUUGGUUUAUCCAAGCGGCAAUAUGACCAAACGUGCUAUUGAGAAUGUCUUUCUCUACGCACGUGAGGUUAAUACUGAGAUCUCGGCCGCGAACACCACCAGCAACGGGACGGAAGCCGAAGACAAGCCUAUCCAUUCGGUCGAGGGUAUCCAGGCAUUCGCCGAGUCGCUCGCCAUUCCGAAAACCAAUACGUUCAUGACCGUCCUCCUGAUCUUUGCCUGCGUCAUCGGUGCCAUUACCGUUGCCAUCCUGCUCUUCAAGGUCAUCCUGGAGAUUUGGGCCCUUUUCGGAACCUUUCCAAAAAAGCUUGAAGGAUUCCGGAAGCGAUACUGGAUCACUCUUAGCAAGGCGAUUACUUCACUCAUUCUGUUGCUCUACGGUAUCUGGACGAUGUACUGCGUGUAUCAGUUUACCAGCGGCGAUUCCUGGGCCGCAAAGGUUCUCGCAGGUGUGACACUUGGAAUCUUUACACUCAUUUUGGCAUUCUUCACAUUCCGAAUCUGGCAAGUUGCACGCAAGUACAAGAAGGCCGAGGGCAACGUGUCCGGCCUUUAUGAAGACAAAAACACCUGGGUGAAGUACAACAUCUUCUACGAGAACUACAAGAAGGGUUGGUGGUGGAUGUUCAUUCCUUUGAUCAUCUACAUGUUCGUGAAAGGCUGCAUUAUUGCCGGAGCGUCGGGAAAUGGAUUGGUCCAGGCGAGUGGUCAGCUCAUCGUCGAAGCCCUGCUGCUUAUCCUCUUGCUCUGGUCGAGACCGUUUACCUUGAAGUCAAGCAAUUGGAUCAACAUCAUCAUCCAGGUUGUGAGGGUGGCUUCAGUUGUUUGCAUUCUGAUCUUCGUGGAGGAGCUUGGCGUCACUCAGACUACCCAGACAGUCACCGGCGUCGUCCUUGUCGUGGUGCAAGGUGUUCUGACUGGUGCUUUGGCCAUCCUGAUCGCUAUCAACGCCAUUGUGCUUAUGUGCAAAGCGAACCCGCACCGAAAGCAGCGCAAAGAACAAGAAAAAAUCAACCGCGACUUCGAUAACCUGACCCCUCUCGACCCCCGCAACUCUCUUCUCAUGGACCCCAACGAAGCCAAGAAGUUCAACGGAAAAACCUCCUAUGAGCCGCUCCCUGCUAGCGACACGUUCAACUUCGGCCCUGCAUUUGGCCACAGUCGGGAUGCCAGCCGGGAAGUGCUUCUCCAGGACGCUGCAAGCGUUGGGACAGGCCGAGCAGUCAGCCCACCCCGGGACCGGGAGCCACGACUUCCAGAUAUCGAGAUGGGAGGAUACGGAGGGAGGUCAUUGCGCUAG
Eremomyces bilateralis CBS 781.70 is the source of this 2106-nucleotide messenger RNA. Its product is annotated as TRP-domain-containing protein. Gene Ontology annotation, biological process: fungal-type cell wall biogenesis; transmembrane transport. Bases 1 to 2106 code for a protein of 701 amino acids. Lineage: Eukaryota; Fungi; Ascomycota; Dothideomycetes; Eremomycetales; Eremomycetaceae. The transcript has 2 exons. The record is from RefSeq and is a predicted model, not a curated record.